ACAUAAACGUAUGUGAGGUAAUUAGGUCAAUCAAGUCAUGUUUAUGAUUUACAAAUGUGUGGGCAAAUUAGCUGAAUCCUGUUGCUGAAUGAGUCAAAAACUUCUGACUUGAACUGCAAUAUUGGGAUAACGAAGCAGGACAGGGUUACCUGGUACACUGAAGCUAUUCGGUUGGGAAUUAGCAGUCAACAAAUAUGGUGCGGAUUAUGUUCAUUACGAAGACUUGUAUCGGACUUUCCUCCUUUCUUACUUUUGGGUAAUGUUAAAAGUCGUUUUGAAGCAGCUGCGACUCCUCAGAAGUGGGAAGAUUGUGACUUCGUCUUCCGAGCCGGAUGUUACUGUUAUGUUGAAUUGAUUCAGUUGUUUUUGACUUUUUACUGGAUGUCGAAUCGCCUUGGAAACAUGCCGAUUAUUGUCAACCCAGACGCUGACGCCUAUACCUUCAUCUCCCCGACCCCGAUGCGAUACAGGGGGACUCGGUUCGCAGUAGGAUGUAUCUACUGCAUGGAGGUGCUCAAUGGGUUCGCCUUCUUUUUGUUGGCGCCAAAUGUUGCAGAGUUUGGCAGAGAUCAGCUUGGAUUCCUUCAGUCCACCUCAGUCAUCAUCAGCAUCGUAUUUUCCGGUGUUGUUUACAGUACCCCCAUAAUUGGUGGCCUGCUGGGAGACGCAGUUUUUGGUCGAUAUAAAACAAUAUGUGCUGGAAACGUACUGUUUCUUUUAGGAAUGGCUAUUUUGCUCAUCCUAACUGUUGUUCUCAAGACGACGGAAGUGCAAAUUAAUUUUUCAGGGAGAAUGGCCUUGUUCUGCAUAUCACUGAUCUUUGUUGCGACGGGCCAGGGUUUUAUCACCGCCAACAUUACACCUUUCGGCGCUUACCAAGUCGACAACGGCAAUGGUCUCAGGCUAAAACGAUUCUUUCGAUGGUGUAUGUUUUUCUUCAACAUUGGGAAGUUGGCUGCCUACCUGCCGAUCCCUUUUCUGAUGAAAGGUGCAACCUAUAAGUUAGCUGAUCUCACUCUGCCCGUCGUGCAGGUUAUAGUGGCAAUCCUAGCAGCGGUCGUGUUUGGUGUCGGCAAGAAGGCAUAUAAAAGACCUCCCAUAGCAGGGAGACAAAAUCUAAGUCACCUUCUCCGGGGAUUCCGUCACAUGCGGUACGGCAAGAAAAGCUUCCUCCCUUCGGAUGCGCCGUACAAGGAAGUCAGGCGAUGGUACGCGGCGCAUCUCCUUAGGAUGGUCUUCUUCCUCUUUGCAAUGUUUGCCACUACCGGGGUCUUCGAGGCUAUUUAUUUCCAGCUGGAGACCUCCUUCCCAAUGGAAGCGAAUUACUUCAAGGAUCCGAAAUGGAAUAUUCCGCCCAAGUUCAUUUUGAACUUCUCCCCAGUGACGGUGCUCCUCCUGAUCUGCGUGGCGGAGGUGUACUCCUGGUGGUGCGAGAGACACCAGGAGAGGGAAUGGUCCAACAUCAGACGCAUUGGUCUUGGUAUCCUGUUUGCCGCGCUGUCUUCGGCUGUGACAGGGGUUCUCCUCUCGGUGGCUGAUCUCCAGAGCAUGCGCUGGGACGACAUCUCGCUAUUCUGGCAGGUUCCACAAUAUGUCUUCAUCGGCUUUGCUGAUAUGCUCAUAUUUACAGCUGGUUAUGAGUUCUGUUACUGUGAAAGUCCACCUGGUAUAGAAGGCUUCCUAACCGGUCUCUUCCUUGGCGUGGGCUCAAUAUUUGGCAUCAUCAUCUCAAUGGCUUUAACACCUCUAAGAACAACCGACCUACGCAACCACGUAGACAUGACACAACUAGAGAUUCUGUUCUUCAUACUGUCGGGACUGAUGCUGUUCGUCUGGUGUCUCUAUAUCAUUCUGGCCCAGCUCUACCGCCACGCCAGAAACAAUUUACCUGACGCGCCGGGGGAAAGAAGCAUCUCUCAUUCAAAUCCUUGGGAGGAGAACAGCUUCACGCCAGAUGUAUUUGACAUUAGGACUAGUUUUACAGAAUGAACCCCCAAAAAUCGUUUUGGAUACUGGUCUAAAACAGAGAUAAGCUACCUUAUCAUUCCACUUUGCGCGUAUGGGGUGCACACUUUAUCAAAAUGACAGUCUAUUUUUUAGACAGACUAUUUAUUUCUUGGGGCCAAAGGAAUCUCCAAUUCAAAUCUUUUGGAGAAGAAGUUCUAGGAGACUCACCCAUGUGUUAAAUGUGAGUAUAGCCCAAGUGAAUGAAUGGGCGAAAACGUUCGUCUUUGGUGGUAACCCUCUCCAUGAUAAGAUUUCCUAGACACCUCGGUUGGUGCUUCACGGGAAAAUUAUUUUGAAUGAUAUGCAAAUAAAAAAUACAACUUUUA
Messenger RNA from Lineus longissimus, 2333 nucleotides. RefSeq names its product solute carrier family 15 member 4-like. The transcript has 10 exons. Gene Ontology annotation, molecular function: transmembrane transporter activity. Gene Ontology annotation, biological process: transmembrane transport. Gene Ontology annotation, cellular component: membrane. Bases 382 to 1989 code for a protein of 535 amino acids. NCBI's taxonomy places the organism in Eukaryota, Metazoa, Nemertea, Pilidiophora, Heteronemertea, Lineidae. The record is from RefSeq and is a predicted model, not a curated record.